AAAUUCCCUUUGUUCAACUCCUACUCUCUCCUUCUUUUCUCUACCACUACCACAUCAUCAACGCCUACAAGAGCCCUCAAGGCUGGUAUGAUUGACAACCCAAAGCACAUUCCUCUUGGCGAGCUCAACUCGUAUAACGUUCAGCAACUGCAGUUUGCCCUCGCGGACCCAAAAUCUGCCUCUAUCGAAUACCUGUCUCCAGCCGCUUCGCCUGCUAUAAUUGCGGUAGACGUCGAUUACAACGACAGGCGAAUGUCUAGCUCCAAUACAUCAACAACAGACACAGAUAGCAGUGUUCUUUCACGCCCCGACAAACGGCCGUUGACGCCCUCUGACGAUCAAGAAUCAAAGCGCCUUCGUAGUGACCAGCAGUGGGAGGAUACAUCAAAAGACUCGUCCACAAGCUCUUCGUCAGAGCCACCAGUCGACCAGUCAAAAGUUCAAUUGCCUUCCAUUUUCUCGACGUUUGAGGAUGAUAGUCAUCGUCCAGGACCACCAGAGUAUCGUCGCGCGUCUUUGCCUACUCUUCAUUCAGAAAGUCGUGUUCGCCAUUCACCAUAUCCCCCUCCUAGCCUGCGCCAAUCUUACGCACCAACCACACAGUCUUCUCUUUCGACCUACACGUUUCCCCCAACGAAUGAAGAGGAAAACAAGCCAUCGUCGCGUCCAAGGCUUUCGACAGAUGUAUUCGGAGUUCAUCCGUAUGACUCGUCUUAUCCGAAUACGGGAACUACACCUUCGAGCUCGAACUUUUCAUCGUCGAAUUACAACUCUCCACUUUCGUCUUCGGAUUACCAACGUUCUACGGGAUUAUCGCCGUAUUCCGCAGAUUCCGAUAAUUGGACGACUUCCGCCUCUGGAAUCGUGAGACCGAACUCGACACCGGGGCAACUGUCCAGUCCGGCCGUUAAAUACGACGAGACUUUACGCCACGCGUCAUUUAGCGCCCCAACACAGGCACAAAUGUUCGCAGGCUCGGCUCGUAUCUCGGGUCAUCAUGAUCGCAGGUCCAUUUCAUCUGGCAUAAAAACGGAAUGGCCCUUCCCGAACCAGGACUACGUUUUACCGCCUACCGCUGCCCCCCACUAUCCGUCCUCCAUGGCGCCUAAUGCUAGCACAUCGCCCUCGCGUUCCCCACAGGCUCUUCCAACCUCUACGCUAUGUGAGCGACCGACACGGAAGCGUGGAAAGCUUCCGAAAGAGACCACUGAUUUCCUGAAGGCCUGGCUUCACCGCCACUCCGAUCACCCUUAUCCGAGCGAAGAAGAAAAGAAACAGCUCUGUCAUGCCACGGGACUGUCGAUGAGCCAGGUGUCGAACUGGAUGAUAAACGCUAGACGUCGUAUCUUGGCACCCGCGAGGCCUUCGACGAACCCCACAACCACUGCACCGUUCCCUCCGACGGCACGCAGUGCGUCGUUGUCUGGAUUACUGGACCCUAUGAGCCGUCGGGCAUCACUUCCGGCGGAUUCACUGCAUCUUUACCAUCCCCUAUCGCUUCAGUCGAUGCCUGGCCGACAUCCCGCGGACUACAUGGGCAGUUCUGGUCGACCGAUUCUUGGACUAUCACAAUCACCCUCCCAUCAACAUCAAAUGGGGCCAGGUGGUCUUGACUAUAAUGGUUCGCAAGGUCGUAAUAUCUAUCCGAACACGCUUCCGCCAUCUUAUAAUAUGGGGGGAUCCGGGGUGCCACUAUCUGCACCGCCGACGCUGUCCAACAGUCCCUUCACGUCGUCUGGGCCUGGAGGAGGAGGAGGAGCCGGUCCGAUGUAUUCGAACGGAAGUUACAGUCGGGGACAGGCAGGUCAAGACCAACAACAAUAUUUUAGUGACGCGCCUGGUCAUUCGAAUGGUUCGGCGCCAGGAUCAGGUUAUGCAACGCCUCAGUAAUAUAUUUUGUGGUGUGUGAGGCAUUGCCGGAAAAAAAAAAGGAAUGAUUAUAUCCAUCAGUGUGUAUAUCCCGAAUUAUUUAAUUUCCCUGACGAACUUUUUUUAAACCAUGGAUUGUCGCUUGGUCUGGUUGUUUUGUUUUUUUUUGGCUGAUAUACCUGUAUGGGGUAGCCGAUCUCUCCCAUUCGCAUCAUGUUUGACGGCGGGCAUGUUCCUUUUUCGUUGGCCCUGUCUCUCCCAUCCUUGGUUUAAUGGACUGCCGCGGGAUGGGUUCACCCAUUACCUCACUUUUCCUCCACAACGGACAAUCGCUCUCUAGAUUGUUUUCGGUUUUUGUUCAUGUCUUCUGGAUACCACGCAAAACGAGUUGGCUUACAUUACAUUAUAUAUUGUAAUAUGUACUUGCUGAAUAUGAAAUUGUUCUUGGAGUCGG
This is a messenger RNA of Marasmius oreades (fairy-ring Marasmius), 2323 nucleotides long. RefSeq lists its product as uncharacterized. Bases 88 to 1890 code for a protein of 600 amino acids. The transcript has 4 exons. NCBI's taxonomy places the organism in Eukaryota, Fungi, Basidiomycota, Agaricomycetes, Agaricales, Marasmiaceae. Gene Ontology annotation, molecular function: DNA-binding transcription factor activity, RNA polymerase II-specific; RNA polymerase II cis-regulatory region sequence-specific DNA binding. The record is from RefSeq and is a predicted model, not a curated record. Gene Ontology annotation, biological process: regulation of transcription by RNA polymerase II.